AUGAAGUCUCUCAUUACUGUGGCAACAUACCUCCUCCCUUUCGUACUGGCUGCACCAGCUGAAAAGGAUAAGCGAGAUCUGAUCCCAAUAGUCGAACUUGCAAAUGCCAAGGUCAUCGGAUCCAGCUUCCUCGGAGUCGACUCCUUCAAAGGCAUCCCCUUCGCUCAACCACCGGUGGGCAACCUCCGUCUCAAGCCUCCGCAGCCCAUCACCUCCAACCUGGGUACCGUGUUCGCGAGGGGACUUCCUCGAGCAUGCCCCCAAUUCUUAACUUCGACCAACACAGAUUUUCUUCCACAGGAUGUCAUUACCGAUAUUGUCAACACCGGCAUUUUCCAGGCCAUCUCGAAUGCCGGUGAGGACUGCUUGACGGUGUCCGUGCAGAGACCAUCGUCUGCCAAAGCGGGAGACAAACUGCCUGUGCUGUUCUGGAUUUUCGGCGGAGCGUUUGCACUAGGAUCUAGCCAAAUCUACGAUGGCAGCGACCUUGUCCGCACCUCUGUUGCCCAAAAGAAAGAUAUCAUCUACGUCGGCGUCAACUACCGAGUCGGGGGCUUCGGAUUUCUGGGUGGUUCCGAAAUCAAGAAAGAUGGUGCAUCUAAUCUUGGAUACCUGGACCAACGAGCUGGAUUACAAUGGGUAGCCGACAACAUUGCUGCCUUCGGAGGAGACCCCGACAAGGUGACGUUAUGGGGAGAGUCCGCCGGUAGCAUCUCCGUCUUUGGACAAAUGUCCAUCUACAACGGCGACCACACCUACAAGGGGAAGCCCCUCUUCAGAGGCAGCAUCAUGAGCAGCGGUGGCUUGGUCCCUGCCGACCCCGUGGACGGGUUUCAGGCUCAAGAAAUCUACGAUGCCGUUGUCGAGUCCGCCGGCUGCUCCGGCAAACCGGACACGCUCGCCUGUCUCCGCAGCCUCCCCUACGAGAAGUUCCUCCGAGCGACUUCGUCGGUCCCAGGGAUCUUCGACUACCAAUCCAUAUCCCUCUCAUACGUCCCCCGCCCGGACGGCACCGUCCUGACCGAGUCCCCCGAGAUCCUCGCCACGAAAGGCAAGUACGCCAAGGUCCCCUUCAUCAUCGGCGACCAGGAAGACGAGGGCACCUUCUUCUCUCUCGUCCAGGGGAACAUGAGCACGACGGCCGACCUCGUGACAUAUCUGAACAACAUCUUUUUCAAGACGGCCACGCGGGCCCAGAUCGAAGACCUCGUCGCCACCUACCCGGAUGACCCCGCUGCCGGCUCGCCCUUCCGCACUGGCACCGAGAACAACAUCUACCCGCAGUACAAGCGGCUGGCUGCCGUCCUAGGCGACAUUGUCUUCACGCUGACGCGGCGCGUGCUCCUCCAGGUCGCGGCCGACCUCAACCCGGGCGUGCCGACCUGGUCCUACCUCUCGUCCUACCUGUACGGCACCCCCGUCCUGGGCACGUGCCACGGCUCCGACAUCCUACCCAGCUACGGCACGACGCCCGGCUUCCCCAGCGCGAGCAUCCAGGCCUUCUACCUCUCCUUCAUCAACACGCUGGAUCCGAACGGCGGGACGGCGGCGACGACCGGCUUGGCCCACUGGCCGCAGUGGCGCGAGGCUAAGCAGCUGAUGCAUUUCGAGAAGUCGAGUAAUGGUCUGCUGGCGGACGACUUCCGACAGCGCAGCUACGAAUACGUCUAUGCGAAUAUUGCCUCGUUACAUAUCUGA
Drepanopeziza brunnea f. sp. 'multigermtubi' MB_m1 is the source of this 1698-nucleotide messenger RNA. RefSeq lists its product as uncharacterized. The record is from RefSeq and is a predicted model, not a curated record. Lineage: Eukaryota; Fungi; Ascomycota; Leotiomycetes; Helotiales; Drepanopezizaceae.